AUGAGCUGCCUGUGGAUUAAAUACCUAGCACUGUGGGUGAUGCUGAUGGUCGACAACGGAAGUGAAAUCAUGCAGACGAGAGCGCCACUGUUCCCUAACAAACCAUUUCUAGUGUUUUGGAAUGCACCUACUGAACAGUGCCGGCGGCGCUACAAGGUCGAUUUGGACCUCAACGUUUUCGACAUCCUGACAAAUCCAAACGAGACCUUGAGCGGCUCCAGUGUGACAAUAUUCUAUCACACCCAUCUCGGGUACUAUCCCCACAUAGAUGACAAUGGCAAAUCCAUCAAUGGCGGGGUGCCGCAAAACGAGAGCCUCAUCAAACACCUCAUCAAAGCCAAGGCCGACAUUGAGCAUUCCAUCGCCAUGAAGAAAUUCCACGGACUCGGGGUCAUCGACUGGGAAAACUGGAGACCCCAAUGGGAUAGAAACUGGGGCCAUAAAGCAAUUUACAGAAACAAGUCUCUUGAACUUGUCAGAAAGCAGCAUCCUCAGUGGCCUGAGAACAAAAUCCGGAAAGUUGCGAAGGAAGAUUUUGAAAAUGCAGGGAAGGGUUUUAUGAACAGCACACUUUUCCUAGCUGAAGAUAUGAGGCCAAAUGGACUCUGGGGUUACUAUCUCUACCCAGACUGCUACAAUUACGAUUACAAGAACCACCCUGAUAAGUACACAGGCAAAUGUCCAGACAUUGAAUCGUUCCGGAAUGAUAAUCUGCUUUGGCUGUGGAAACAAAGCACUGCCCUUUUCCCUUCCAUAUACCUGGAGUACAUGCUGAAGUGCAGCCCAAACGCUUUGAAAUUUGUACACUAUCGAGUUAAAGAAGCAAUACGCAUUGCUUCAAUCGCUCGAAAGGACUAUGCUUUGCCUGUUUUUGUGUAUGCUAGGCCAUAUUAUGCCUAUACAUUCCAUGCUUUGAUGGAGGAAGACUUGGUGAACACUAUUGGUGAGAGUGCAGCCUUGGGGGCAGCAGGAGUUGUCCUGUGGGGAAGCAUGCAGUAUGCCAGUUCUAAUGACAGUUGUUUAACUGUGAAAAAGUAUGUGAAUGGUCUCUUGGGACAUUACAUCAUUAAUGUGACCUCUGCGGCCAAGCUCUGCAGCAAAGUUCUCUGUAAGAAGAAUGGAAGAUGCAUUCGUAAAAACAGUGAAUCGGAUGCCUACUUGCACUUGUCUCCUGACAGUUUUAAGAUUUGGCUCAAUAUCUCUGAAACAGAGAAAAGAGUAGUUGUGAAAGGAAAUCUGAAGCAGGAGGACAUGGAGGUCAUGAAAGAGAAAUUCAUCUGCCAGUGUUACCAAGGCUGGAUGGGGUUAUUUUGUGAACUCCCUACUCACAAAAAGCAGUGCAAACCUACCGGUAAUUCAGUCUAA
Molecule: messenger RNA, 1365 nt
Organism: Lacerta agilis (Sand lizard)
Lineage: Eukaryota; Metazoa; Chordata; Lepidosauria; Squamata; Lacertidae
Product: hyaluronidase-like
Exons: 3
Coding region: 1-1365 (454 amino acids)
Biological process (GO): hyaluronan catabolic process; carbohydrate metabolic process
Molecular function (GO): hyalurononglucosaminidase activity
Source: RefSeq, a predicted model, not a curated record